This is a messenger RNA of Aspergillus uvarum CBS 121591, 1473 nucleotides long. RefSeq names its product TauD/TfdA dioxygenase family protein. Bases 271 to 1473 code for a protein of 400 amino acids. The transcript is spliced from 4 exons. Gene Ontology annotation, cellular component: cytoplasm. Gene Ontology annotation, molecular function: 2-oxoglutarate-dependent dioxygenase activity. Lineage: Eukaryota; Fungi; Ascomycota; Eurotiomycetes; Eurotiales; Aspergillaceae. The record is from RefSeq and is a predicted model, not a curated record.
GACCCCUGCUUAGCAUCUCGGCUAUUCCUGAGAAUUGCCUGACCUAGACAAUAAGCACUAUACCGUCUUUUAGAUUAACUGCAAGAUGCCGAACGCCGGGAAGAUGACCACCGACUGCCCCUCGAUCACGUCUUUUCCCACCUAUAAAGCCCUAAGUGAUGCCGUCAGCAGCAAGCAGCCAGUUGUAGACUAUCUGACAUUUUUCUUUUGCUUUCACUUGGCAAUCAACCCCUCCAUCCCAUUCCAAUUUUCGUCAAAGCACCGAUCAAAAUGGGUUCCAUCCAACCCUCCGAGCCAAAGGAGGUGGUCCUCCCCCCGCGACCCCCAAACCUGCCGCACCCAGAAUACCGCACCCCGCGCGGCGUCUCCCCGCUGGACUCGGUGCGCGCCGCCGGGCUGCAAUACCCCAACUACACCCCCUUCAAACUCCCCAACCUGGCCAUCCAACCCUUCGCCGACCGCGGCCUCUCCUCCUCCCCGAACAAGCAGGACCUCCUCUCCGCCGCCGCGGAGAUCAUCCACCUGACCCCGGAAAUCGGCACGGAACUAACGGGCCUCCAGCUGACGCAGCUGACGGAUGUCCAGAAGAACGACCUCGCGCGGCUCGUCGCCGAGCGCGGCGUCGUCUUCUUUCGGGAUCAGAACAUGGACGUUCACGAGCAGAUCGCGUUCGGCGCGUACUUUGGCGAGCUGCAUAUCCACCAGAUGGCCGGCAUCAUCCCCGACCUGCCCUGGGUGCACCCGAUCCACAAGGACGAGACGGCGGUCAACGGCCGGAGUCAUCAGAUUUGGCACUCGGAUGUCAGUUACGAGCUGCAGCCGCCGGGGUUGACGAUGUUGAAGAUGGAUACGCUCCCCAGGGCGGGGCCGGGCGGCGAGGAGACCGGCGGCGAUACGAUCUGGGCGAGUGGGUAUGCUUUAUAUGAAUCUCUAUCGCCCAAGCUGCGCGCUUUCCUGGAGACACUCGAGGCCAAGCACAGCGGGCUGGAGCAAGCGGAGAAGGCCCUGCGCACGAGUGGGUGUCUACGGAGAGAUCCCAUUGAGACGAAUGUGAGUGUCACUGUCUGCAUUCCCAGCGUCUCCAUGAGCCGAAAAAGGACGGCGGCUAAUUUGCACCCCGUCGUUCGCACGCAUCCUGUGACAGGCUGGAAGACGCUGUACGUCAACGAGAACUUCACCAAGGAGAUUGUGGGCCUCGAGAAGCGCAUCGGCGAUGGCAUCCUGGAUACCCUCUAUCGCACCGUGGCGGAAGGGUACGAGUUCCAGGUGCGCUGGAAGUGGACCAAGAACGCGGUGGCCAUUUGGGAUAAUCGCGCCACCUUCCAUACGGGGAUUUUUGAUUACUGUGAGUCAUGCUUUCCCCAUCUUCGACAUGGGCUGCGGGUUGCGCCUCAGGCCGAAACGCCGUAUUUCGAUCCCAACUCCAAGACUAGGAAGGAGGCGCUUGCGGAGGAGGCUAGCAAGAAGGCGUGA